AUGACUGGCGCUUCCUCAGACGAUGCCGACUUUGAUCCUCCUGCCAAGCCCAUCACCUGCCGAUGGGACGACUGUGGCAAGGUCUUCUACGACCCCGAGGUCGUUUACAAGCAUCUCUGCGACGACCACGUCGGUCGCAAGUCCACCAACAACCUCUGCCUCACCUGCCGUUGGGAAGGCUGCGACGUCACCUGUGCCAAGCGCGACCACAUCACCUCGCACAUCCGCGUACACACCCCACUCAAGCCCCACAACUGCGACGUCUGCGGCAAGACGUUCAAGCGUCCACAGGAUCUCAAAAAGCACGAGCGCAUCCACACCGAACAACACCAGCAGCAGCGUCAGCACAAGGCCGCACAGAAUGCCGCGGCUCGUGCCUACUCCAUGUCCGAGCACGCCGCUUCCUUUGGCGCCUACCCUUACCCUCCUCCUGCCCAUGCCGGCGCCACCGCAAACUACAUGGGCUACCCGCAACUCCCCGCUCAGCACGGCCUCUACCCAUCGGCCUCGGCAUAUCCUUCUGCAUACCCAUCGCUGCCCAGCACCGACUACCACUAUGCCCACUCCACCUCCAGCGCUUCUCUCUCGCCCAUGUCGUCGCGCAUCGACACUCCACAAGGCAGCAGCCCCGUUCCCAACCACCACCACCAUCACGCCAACGAUGGCGCAUCGUACAUGCACCUGGCUUCGGGUCUCGAUCCCCGCGCAAAGGUCUCCACCGAUCCCACCUCGUACACCUAUCUCGCCCACGGCGCCACCACUAGCCACAACUUGGCAGGCAGCAAGCGUGGUCACGAACAGGUCGAGGAUUUCUUUGGCGACCUCCGACGCAAGAAGAUGGCGCCCGCCUACGACUCGAACAUGGCCGACAGGCUCAACCAGACCUUUGGCAUGGGCGGCAUCGAUGAUGUUUCGCUCAACGCCAUCCUCUCCACCUUUACCCCCUCGGCCGCUGCUUUCCCUGCGGCUUCCAUGAAUCCCGCCGCCGUCAAGGUCGAGAGCAACAUUUCUUCUGGGCGCGCUCCGGUCAAGCAGGAGCCCGCUGACCUCGCCCAGCUGAACGCUUUCCUCCUGCAGCUCGGUGCCAGUGCCGCCUCCCUCGGUUCGCAGUCACACAACAGCUUUUCAUCCGCAUCGUCGUCGUCGGCCUCGUCGUCCUUCUCGUCGCAGGGCAACAGCGCCGACUUUGACCUCUCGUCGCUUUCGCAAUACGGCCUCACCCACAUUCCUGGCUUCGACGAGUCGUUGCUGGCUGCCAAUAACGCCAGCGCUGUCCAGCGCUCCAUCGCACAGUUGCCCAGUCGUGCCCACUCGCACUACCCCGAUUCUAGCUCGUACGCCACCUCUUCCCACCAGAUGCACCAACCUUCGUUCGACAGUGUUCGUGUCUCGCGCGGCGCUGCCGUUGUUCCUCAGCUCGCUCCCAUGGACGCUGGCGGACACAGCUAUCGCCGUGUCGAGGCGCUGACCCGCGCUGCGCCCGAAGUGGUUGCACCAGCCUUCCGACGUGACGCUCACCGCACGCCGGUUAAGAUGGAGGACAACUACGAUGAUGACGCCAUGGAGGAGGAUGAGCUCGACGAUGACGCUUCGCAGGUGAGCAGCCGCUUCCGCUCGGUAAGCCCCGCUGCUGAUUCCGAGAGCGGCUGGUCCGAGGGUCCUGCUGCUGGUCGUCGUGGCAGCUCUUCGCCCUCGCACGGCCUCUACCCUCGCGUGUCGCCCACCGAGGCUUCUCGCCGACUGCCACCCGUGCGAUCUAACUCGUCGACCAGCACCUCGAUCGCCUCGCUCCUCGAGUCCGACAGACGUUCCUCACUGCGACGCGACGGCACUCCCGUUGAGGGUUCAUCGUCGCGCCACUCGGCCCCUGCUACCUCUUCGCCACCGUCGUCUUCGUCGUCGUCGUCGUCGACAUCGAGCAACUCGCUCUACCCGAGUCUUGUUGAUCGUGUUUCGCAGAUGCAAGGCCUUGGUCGUCCAUCGUCUUCUGUAUCGUCUUCCUCUGAGGAAGCCAACGAGGCCAUGCGUCGCGAACACGUGCGUCUCAUCCGCGACCUGCUCAUCGCAAUCAACUUCCCUGAACAGGCGCGUGCCAAGCUGCAAGCUCAACACGACCGAGUGCGUCUUCCUCCCAUCCUCACUUCGUCGCUCCCGCGUCGUCGUAACGCGGAAGAGGGUGAGACGACGCCCUUGGCCGCUGACAAGUCGGGCCAGGAAGACGCCUCGAGGGGAAGCGAUGGUAGCAGCGACCGCAACUCGACGCCGACGCCACCGGGAAGGCCGACGCUGCCGACGCUAUCGCAGCUGUUGAACGACUUGCCAGACAGGCGGCCUUCGAGGCCGAUGGCUGAGCGAGAGAUGGAGUGCGAUGUUUGA
Messenger RNA from Sporisorium graminicola, 2376 nucleotides. RefSeq lists its product as uncharacterized. The transcript has a single exon. Lineage: Eukaryota; Fungi; Basidiomycota; Ustilaginomycetes; Ustilaginales; Ustilaginaceae. Gene Ontology annotation, biological process: positive regulation of transcription by RNA polymerase II. The record is from RefSeq and is a predicted model, not a curated record. Gene Ontology annotation, cellular component: nucleus. Bases 1 to 2376 code for a protein of 791 amino acids.